This is a messenger RNA of Tarenaya hassleriana, 1167 nucleotides long. RefSeq names its product tropinone reductase homolog At2g29290-like. NCBI's taxonomy places the organism in Eukaryota, Viridiplantae, Streptophyta, Magnoliopsida, Brassicales, Cleomaceae. The record is from RefSeq and is a predicted model, not a curated record. The coding region runs from base 148 to 957 and encodes 269 amino acids. Gene Ontology annotation, molecular function: oxidoreductase activity. The transcript has 6 exons.
UUUGUCAAGUCUUCGACUACAGUCGGACAUGACCAUUGCCUAACUAGAUAGAUGACCACUCAUCUUCCAUGUUACAUCUAUAAAAACACGGUUGAAUCUCUCGAGAUUUUUGUCUGUGGGAUAUUGAAAUAAUCGCUCGUAGCUGGAAUGGCUAAGGCUGAGGAAAGCAUCAGACAGAACAGCAGAUGGAGCCUUCAAGGCAAGACGGCUCUCGUAACUGGCGGGACGAAAGGCCUCGGCGAAGCUGUCGUUGAGGAACUAGCUGGGUUUGGGGCAAGAAUUCACACGUGUGCCAGAGACGGAGACCACCUUAACAAAUGCUUACGUGAGUGGCAAGCGAAGGGCUUUCAGGUCACCGGUUCUGUCUGCGACGUGUCGCUUCGGACCGAACGAGAGAAGCUCAUGGAGACAGUUUCGUCUCUCUUCAAUGGCGAACUCAACAUCCUCAUAAACAACGUCGGAACCAACAUGACGAAGCCGACCACUGAGUACACGGCGGAAGAUUUCUCGUUUCUGAUGGCUACGAACUUCGAGUCUUCUUACCAUCUGUGUCAGCUCUCUCAUCCUUUGCUCAAGGCCUCUGGAUCUGGGAGCAUAGUGUUCAUGUCCUCUGUUUGUGGGGUUGUGUCCAUUAAUGUUGGAUCCAUCUAUGGGGCAACAAAAGGAGCCAUGAAUCAGCUGACGAGGAACCUAGCGUGCGAAUGGGCAAGCGACAACAUUAGGGCUAACUCCGUCUGUCCGUGGUUCAUCUCAACUCCUUUAGCUUACAGAUAUCUCGAGGAUGAGAAGUUCAAAGAAGCGGUCGUGUCCAGAAGCCCGAUAAGCCGUGUGGGGGAGCCAGAGGAGGUAUCGUCACUCGUGACCUUUCUGUGUCUCCCGGCGGCUUCUUACAUAACCGGUCAGACAAUCUGCGUGGACGGAGGUAUGACCGUUAAUGGCUUCUCGUUCUCGGCUUAAGCAGAAAAAUGCUAAGGACAUGGUUGAAGUUUCCCCACGUUUCGAUCUCAAAAAGCAACGGAAAUAAUCACAACCCUUGUAUGGUCGUGAAAAAUGAAAUAUGCUGUAGUAUGAACAUACAUACAUGUCUUUGAAUGUUGCAGUAAAAACUCUCUCUCUUCACAUCUUUCUAAAUUCAUAAUACACAAAUUAAGCCCUUUUUUUCAGUUA